Messenger RNA from Oryza brachyantha (malo sina), 1488 nucleotides. Its product is annotated as vacuolar protein sorting-associated protein 26A-like. The coding region runs from base 161 to 1075 and encodes 304 amino acids. Gene Ontology annotation, biological process: retrograde transport, endosome to Golgi; intracellular protein transport. Lineage: Eukaryota; Viridiplantae; Streptophyta; Magnoliopsida; Poales; Poaceae. Gene Ontology annotation, cellular component: retromer complex; endosome. The transcript has 11 exons. The record is from RefSeq and is a predicted model, not a curated record.
UCACCUGCCAAGUGGGCCCACCAUCCAACUCGAUCCCGAUCCCCCCUUCAUCGCGCGACGGUUGACGUCUCCGACGCCGGCGAUCUCCUCCUCCUCCUCCGGCGAAAGCUUCCCCCAUCUCGUCCCCUGCUCCUCCUCCUCCGCCGCCGCCGCCGCCUCCAUGAAUUACAUCAUCGGAGCCUUCAAGGCGCCCUGCGAUGUCUUCAUCACCUUCGCCGACGAGAGGAGCCGGAAGCAGGUGGCGAUCAAGAAGGAUAACGGGAAGACGGUGAUGGUCCCGGUGUUCGAGAGCCUGGAGACGAUUGCAGGAGAGGUGUCGAUAGCGCCAGUUCCAGGUAAAAGGGUCGAGCACCAAGGUAUCAAGAUCGAGCUGCUGGGUCAGAUAGAGCUGUACCAUGAAAGAGGCCACUUCUAUGACUUCACUUCAUUAGUCCGUGAGUUAGAGGUCGCUGGUGAAAUCUAUGAAAGAAAGAUUUAUCCAUUUGAGUUCUCUACUGUUGAGAUGCCUUAUGAGUCAUACAAUGGAACAAAUGUCAGAUUGAGGUACAUCCUGAAACUUACAAUUGGCAGACCAUAUGCUGCUAAUGUUGUAGAAUUUCGAGAUUUUUGUGUAAGGAAUUACACUCCUCUCCCUACAAUUAACAAUAGCAUCAAGAUGGAAGUUGGAAUUGAAGAUUGUUUGCAUAUUGAAUUUGAGUACAGCAAAAGCAAGUACCAUCUCAAGGAUGUGAUCGUGGGAAAGAUCUAUUUUCUUCUUGUCAGAAUAAAGAUAAAGAACAUGGAGCUUGAGAUUCGUCGGCGGGAAUCAACUGGAUCAGGGCCUGGCACAUAUAUUGAGACUGAGACACUUGCAAAGUUUGAGCUGAUGGACGGCGCUCCCGUUAGAGGUGAGUCUAUUCCAGUAAGACUCUUCUUGACACCAUAUGAGUUGACACCGACAUACCGCAACAUAAACAACAAGUUCAAUGUCAAGUACUACCUUAACCUGGUUCUUGUUGAUGAGGAAGACCGGAGGUACUUCAAGCAGCAAGAGAUCACAAUGUACCGCCUUCAAGAAACUCCAGAAUCUUCAUAAACUCAUGUUGCCCUGACUUGGUACCAACCAGAAAAACCUGCUCUUUUCUGGCGUAAGCGAGCGUCGGGUAGCAGCCUAGCAUGAUGUGCCUUCCUGUAUAUAACUCUCCAGAUGAGCAAUGCAGUUCUGAUGUACCGUGUGCUUGCCUAUGUUUUUUUCUCCCCGUUUACCCCUUCAGUUGGAUUAGGCAACAACCAUGACAAUGCUGCCAUUGUUGGCAUUUUCACCUUGUUCACUUGCUCUUUCUUGUUAGAAAUCUUGGGAUAACUAUAUUUGUUGAUAUUUACUUCAUUUCACCUUUUAAGUUCAUUUGAACUAGAUAUGGUCUCCCAAGUCCAAAGAUGUGCUACUGGACAAUAACCACUGUAAGGAUAUUCACUGAAUUAUUGCAUGUAUAAUGUGUUAUAAGUCAA